ACAGGCCCACUGAGUAUUGCAGUUCCCAUGGCAACGGUCAUAGUGAUGGGGAGUGGGGAGGGUGGCGGGGAGGUUGAGCGAGGGGACGACAGAGAGCGUGAAAGUAGAAGCAGUAACUGAGGUCAGAGUGGAGCUGAGUGUGUGAAGAGAGAGAAAAAAAGAGCGAGGGAGUGGAGAACAGAGCCAAGGGAAGAGAAACGGAGGGAGGUUUUUUCCUUUAUUUAAUCUCCACUCAACUCAUUCAUUCAUUCAUUCAUGCAUCAGCCCUCUCCCCACUUUCCAGGUGGAGCGACGAUGACGCCUGCUGCCUGACUAUCUCCUUUCAUCAUCACCCCACCCCCCCACCCCCUCCGUCCCCCUCCCCCGCCAUCCGUCUCCCACUACACGCUUGAUAAGCCGACCACUGACCAAGCUCGACUCUCCCGUUACAGAGCAGGGGAUUUGAAGAUUGCAUUCUUACAUUUGUAAUCAGAUGUAGGAGAGGAUUAUCCCAAGGUCUCCUCCAUCUUGUGCACAGCACAGGGGGGGGGGGUUCUGCUGCCGAGACAAAAAGAGGGGAAGGGAAAAAAAAGGGAGAGGAGGCUGUGGAAGGUGAGCGAGGUGGGGAAUCAGAAUCUGAAUGGCGUGGAGUUAAAGACGGAGCGGGAGGGAGAGGUCACCUGUGGAAGAGAGGAGGAGGAGGAGGAGGAGGAUGAGGAGGAGGAGGAGGAGGAUGGAGGCUUUCUAAGGAACUGCAUGCAUCACCCUGAUCAUCCAAGAGGGAGAUGAAAGAGGGGAGGACAGAGCACCAGCAGCAAAUUGAUCACUGUGAAAGGUCUUCUAUGGCAGAGGCCGGGCGUCCUGUGUCGGAGCCGUACCCACCGGGGGGAACGGUUUCCUUGGAUGCAUCCCUCUCUGGUCAGACAAUAAACCCCUCCGGACCAGCUGGGGGGGCGGGUUACGCCUGCCAGGAGGAGCCACGGGAGGCUGUCGGCGAGAUCUGUGCAGCGGCUCCUGCGAUGAGAGAAACUAACUGCAGGGUCAGCGGGGAGCCCGGAGAACAGGAACAAAGCCUAGUUAAACACUGUGCGCCCCCCGGGGCUUCGACCCGUCCUCAUAAUGUGGCCGAUACACCCUCAUGUCACCACAAGAUCAUUGUGAACCCAACCGAUGACGCCCCGCAGACCGGCAGGGCGCUGCAGGGCAUAAGACCAAGCUCUCUGCCUGUUCACAGGAGCCACUCGCACGCAGUGGUGCCUCCCGGGGCCCCGGACGGCGACGCCUGCGGAGCGGAUAAGAGCGUCCAAGAGGUUGAGCGGCGAUGCACAUUGGCCUGCAAGCAACCCAUGCCGCUGCAGCAGUGCAAUGUUGUCACCACUGUUUGCCGAGGUGCCGGCGGUGGAGAAAGCGCCGUCCAGCAGCUUCAGGGCCGGUGUGUCUGCAUCUCGUGCCCCCAGGCGGAGGCCAAAGUGGAGGGCGCUGGAGAAAAGUGCCAUCUUCUCCCUCAAUCUGACAGGACCCUCUGCUAUAGCUCGUACGCCCAUCAUGCCAAUUUCGAAGACACGUUUGCCGCCUACUGCCAUCCCCAGCUGAUCCCAGCCCACUCCCAGUUGCUGCCAAGCUGUGACGUGCAGCGUGCGUUGGCGCCUGCCACGGCGACCAACCACCUCAGCCUGCCUCGCCUCAUCUCCUCUGUCAGUGAGACUGGCCUGGACGCCAAACAUCUGCUGCGGUGCUGCAACCUCAACUGCUCCUGGGUCAGCUCGCUGCCUCCCGGUGCCGGGCCACAAUCCCAGGCGCACUUCCGUGGAGAGGAGUGCUACAGCAGUCCCACUGUCCAUGUCAGAACCUCGACCCGGGACGUCGGGACUCUGACGACCUACAGAGAGCUGAGGGACGUCGGGGUGCAGACAGUGCAGACCGCCACGCCCCACGUGUUCCCCCAAAUCUGUCUGGCAGAGGAGAGCAGGAGUGGGACCUCGUGCAGCCGGACUCCAUCACUGACGAACACUGACAGUGAUGGAGGCAAGAAGGCCGAUGGUGCCCCCAAGUCCCCGGUGAAGGAGGUGAAAUGGGACGCAGAGGGGAUGACGUGGGAGGUGUACGGGGCCUCUGUGGACCCCGAGGAGCUGGGUCUGGCCAUCCAGAAACACCUGGAGCUGCAGAUCAAGGAGACGGCGAGCCGCGCGGCCAAGCUGUCCCGGCAGAAUACCAACACGUCCCGGCAGAGCGGCAACACCGGCUGCCAGAGGAAGAGGAGCAGAAUGAUCGGCUCCAUUCGAACCUGCUGCACUCGCACCACCACAGCUGUCGACUGACCAACAAGCUCGGGACAGUCAGUACCUGAACACUGUGUUCGGUAGCCUGCGCGGCUGCUCGUGGCCUCCGCCUCAAACCUCACCCAUCUGACCAGAGGGUCCACAGAAGAUGAAAUUAUUAUCUGCACACCUAUGAGGACGACCUGCAUCCUCCACAUUGAAUGGUGUCAGAUAUAUACUAUUUAGUUAUAUUGUCCGAUUCACCGUAAUUAAAAGAAGUGCUUAGUAAGGAAACUAAUGAAACCCUUGUAUUCCAUCAUCUGGUGUCUCUUGACCCUGGAGUGGUGAUUCCUGCAGACGUGAACUACCUGUGUGUUCAGAGCGUCACUGCAUAAUAAUAAAUUACUUAUAGGGCUCCAGCACCAAAAAACAUCUGUAAAGUGUGAAGCCAUCUGAUACAACAGUUCUGCAAUAAAUACCACUCUAAUAAAGCUUAGAAUUAAUUUGGGGGUUUGGGGAACAAAAAACAAUCACAACACCAACUUUAACCCUUGACUUAUAGCUGGGGGUUAUUGUUUUUCAACUCCACUGCCCAUUUUAUUAAUGUCAUACAGCAUAUAUCAGGUUAGACAUGUUUACCAGAGACACCAAUGAUGGAAAAACUAGUAAAACAAACUUUAAAAAAAUGCCGUGGACAGGUUUUGCUUCUCAUCCGUACCGUACAUCAGAUGGUUUAUAGAGGUGACAUGUUCAAACAGUAUCGGAGCCGGAUGAUAAACCACUGUGGGAUUUCAUUAGUGUCAUCUAUGAAUGAAGCAGAGAUUAAAAAUGAAAUGUCACAUUCCCACUGUUGAACACAAGCUGAGGAAGAAGACAACAUAUUGUUCAGUGUUCCUGCUGCUGGGUGAAGUUAGUGAUUAGAGACUCCGUGUUUCAUAUCCAGGUAUAAAGCUGUAAAUGAUUCUAUGUUAUCACUGUUAUUUCAUGAGAAAAGACAUUCAAUUUAUUUUUAGUUGAAUAUGUAUGAUGGUACAGUAUAUACAUAUCAAUGAUUUACAUAUACUGCAGUUUAACACCGUGAACACGUGAAAGGUCAAUGAAUGUAUUCCUGUUUUGUUCAGUAAUUCCUACCUACGUUUCCUCUCUGUCUGUUUUCAACUUGUGUGGUGUUACAUUCACUGGCAGAGAGUACAUGAAGUCAUCGACCCUGCCGUUGUUUUAAUUCAGUGUGAGGCUGCUGAAAAUCGAGCGGACCCCUGAUUGUUCCCCUGAAGUUUAACAAUUCCCCAGAAUGAAAUGAUAAGUUGGAUUGCUCUUUCAAUCGAUACCAUCAUAAGCUGGAGACGGACCGCCGGCCAUCUGAGAUGAAGAACAUCGAGGUGGCAUUACGCACCAGAGGACAUGUUUACUCUGUUCCCUUUACUUUCUCAGUAUUCUAUGUACGGCUGGUUCAGUGAACGUUGUUUGUUUCAAUGUUCUCAAAAUCUUGAUGCCAGCAAUAAAAUUACAGAAACUGUAUGGUGAUGAUUUUGUCUUUGCAAAUCAAGCGCGAAGGUCAGUUAUUCUGGGGCACUCAGUAACUCGUAGGGUCAACCAUUAGUGAAAUGUCAUGGUUUAGUGUUAAUAUUCAACCACAUGAAUGUUAAAAUAAUGACUGAUAGCAAACUAGGAAUGCAGAGAGAUACAAGUCCUCCAACAUUUGAUUUCACUUAUCCAGGUCACAGUAUUGAUUCAUUAUUUAAAAAAAUCAAUGCUAUACAUAUUCAGAGGAUGUAUUGUUAUGUGCAGCUAGGAGUUGCUGACAAAAGGUGAUAUAACUGUCAAUGAAUCCACUUAGGCUACUAAAUAGAUAUAUAGACUUAAAAUCCCCAAUUUGUUUUCCCGUCAUUAAAUUAGAUCCUAUGUGACAUUAAAAAGAUCUUUGAAAAUCCUAAAUUUAAUUUGGUGUAGGCUACCCUGUGCUUCAGAUGAUUAGGCUGAUUUAAUGAAUUGAGAAAAACGACUGCCCUCUGAACACAAUUGAGGAGGUGGGUGAGAGGAAGAUGUUGGCCAAGCUGACAUCCAUCCCUCUCAACCCCUCCACGAGCCUGAAGGGGCCUUAGGCAGCUCCUUCAGCAACAGACUGCUGCACCCCCCAAUGCAAGAUGGAGCGCUACCACAGGUCCUUCAGACUCCAUAAUAACAAUAUUUAAUGUAAUACUCUUUAUUCAGUACCAUUCCAUGUAUAGUAUAUUUCCGGGAAAUACAUAUAUAUAUGUAUGCAUACAUAUUAUUAUUAUGAAUAUGGUUUU
Messenger RNA from Scophthalmus maximus (turbot), 4528 nucleotides. RefSeq lists its product as uncharacterized. The record is from RefSeq and is a predicted model, not a curated record. Gene Ontology annotation, biological process: neuron projection development. Gene Ontology annotation, cellular component: plasma membrane. Bases 765 to 2297 code for a protein of 510 amino acids. NCBI's taxonomy places the organism in Eukaryota, Metazoa, Chordata, Actinopteri, Pleuronectiformes, Scophthalmidae. The transcript has 2 exons.